GGGGGCGGCAGCAGCAGGGGGCCGGGACUACAAGGGGGCGGCCAUUUUUUUAACUGGAGGAGCCAUCGGAGGAGCCGCCAACGGACGAGCGAUUAUUAGAAUAAUUACAGCUGCAGUGUGUGGAAAGCGCGGGAGGGCUGCAGCCUGAUUUGCUCGCCUGCCUGCUCACGUGACUAGGAGAGACGCCGCCCGAUUGAAGUGAGGUCCCCCCAGAAGUUGAGAGCUGGAGAUGCGGGUAGAGUCAGCGCGCGUGGGCUGAGGAGGAGGAAGAGGGAAGGGGACCGAGCGCUCUUGCAAUAAGCGUGGUUCUUCCGUCUUGGAGGAAAGAGCCUGCCAGGGACAGGCUGCAACUCCUGUAACAGCCCAGAUGUCCCAGGAGCGGCAGGUAGGACGACAGGAUGCUCGGAAUCAGAGGGACUGGUCGAGCCUCUUGCAUGAUGAACGGGCUCUCCAAUCUUCCUGUGUCCUUUUCUGUAGGAGAAAGAAGGCUACUUUGGGCAGCUGAAGAAUGAAGUCUCCCCCUUGCUGCAUGUCCCUUUCCUCUGGGGUGUCUGGAGAGGAGCUGGGAGAGAGCACAUCCUUGGGUUCUCUGGCGUCUAGUGUCUUCUGUAGCGAGGAGGAGCCGCAAGUGUUGCUGCAGAAGGUGGCUCCAUCCUUGGACCGUAUCACCAUCAAUGUGGGAGGUGCCCGCUUUGUGCUGUCCCAGCAGAAGCUGUGCUGCUACCCAGACACUCGCCUUGGCAAACUGGCGGUGGUGGUCUCAGCUGCCCGGGAUGUCACUUCCAGUCUCCUGGAUCUCUGCGAUGAUGCCAACUUGGUGGAGAAUGAGUAUUUCUUUGAUCGGAGUUCUCAGGCAUUUCACUACAUCCACAAUUAUUACCAGACCGGCCGGCUGCAUGUCAUGGAUCAACUGUGUGCACUUUCCUUUCUUCAGGAGAUCCAGUACUGGGGGCUGGAUGAGCUGAGCAUUGACUCCUGCUGCAGAGACAGGUACUUCAGACGUAAGGAACUGAGUGAGACCUUGGAUAUUAAAAAAGAUGCUGAAGAACUGGAUGCCCAAGUGGAGGAAGAGGACUUCUCUGGGAGCCUGUGCCCUGGCAUCAGGCAGAAGCUCUGGGAAGUGCUGGAUAAACCUGGGUCUUCCAUUGCUGCCAGGACUUUUGGCACCAUCUCCAUGGCCUUUGUCGUCAUCUCUAUUGCCAACAUGGCCCUGAUCUCAGUGGAACUGAGCUGGCUGCCUUCGCACCUACUAGACAUCCUGGAGUAUGUGUGCAUUGCCUGGUUUACAGGAGAGUUUGCCCUGCGCUUCCUGUGUGCACUGAAUCGGUGCCGCUUCAUGAGGAAUGUAGCGAACAUCAUAGACCUGCUGGCCAUUUUGCCCUUCUACAUCACCCUGCUGGUGGAGAGCUUGCGUGGCAGAGAGAGCUCUCAGGAGCUGGAAAACAUGGGUCGUAUCGUUCAGGUGUUGAGGCUGCUGAGGGCCCUGCGCAUGUUAAAGCUGGGCAGGCAUUCAACAGGUUUGAGGUCCCUUGGGAUGACCAUUGCGCAAUGCUAUGAAGAGGUUGGCAUGCUACUGCUUUUUCUCUCUGUGGGCAUCUCCAUCUUUUCCACCAUGGAGUAUUUUGUCGAGCAAAGUGUGUCUGGCACAACGUUCACAAGUGUGCCCUCCGCUUGGUGGUGGGCUACCACUUCCAUGACAACAGUUGGCUAUGGAGACAUUAGACCAGAGACAACCAUUGGCAAGAUUGUGGCAUUUAUGUGUAUACUAUCAGGAAUCCUGGUCUUGGCUUUGCCGAUAGCCAUCAUCAAUGACCGCUUCUCUGCCUGCUACUUUACACUGAAGAUCAAAGAAGCUGCUCUCCACCAACGCGAAGCUUUAAGGAAGCUCACAAAGAACAUGUGCAGUGACUCCAACAGCAACAUUAACUUAAGAGACAUUUAUGCUCGAAGUGUCAUGGAUGUGUUGAGGCUAAAAGGCCGAGAUAGAACAAGUACAAGGAGCAGUGGUGGGGAUGAGUUUUGGUUUUGAUAUUUUUCUUUUUAAAGGGAGGCCUAAGAACUGACAGCUUUGACAAUAGGUGUUGAACUCAAGGGUGACAAUCCUUCAAUAUUCUCUCCUAAUACAUUUGCUUCAAAGUUGCUGAACAUAUGACAGCUAGCAUAGUCCAAAGGCAUCUUCAAAGAAAACUCUCAGGGUACACUGAUGUGAACUCUUACAAAACUAGACAUUUCCUUGGAACAAAACGGUGGGUCUCUCUGAGUAGGACAAUAGUUCAGAUAUUUGGCUAUCACUCUUUUAAGCUCAUUCAAAUAUGCAAAAAUAAAAUGUUAGCUAAACAAAAA
This is a messenger RNA of Hemicordylus capensis (graceful crag lizard), 2343 nucleotides long. It is a transcript of the gene KCNV1, whose product is annotated as potassium voltage-gated channel modifier subfamily V member 1. Gene Ontology annotation, biological process: protein homooligomerization; potassium ion transmembrane transport. Gene Ontology annotation, cellular component: membrane; voltage-gated potassium channel complex. Lineage: Eukaryota; Metazoa; Chordata; Lepidosauria; Squamata; Cordylidae. The transcript has 5 exons. The record is from RefSeq and is a predicted model, not a curated record. Gene Ontology annotation, molecular function: voltage-gated potassium channel activity; protein binding. Bases 509 to 2029 code for a protein of 506 amino acids.